Molecule: messenger RNA, 456 nt
Organism: Salarias fasciatus (jewelled blenny)
Lineage: Eukaryota; Metazoa; Chordata; Actinopteri; Blenniiformes; Blenniidae
Gene: ndufv3
Product: NADH:ubiquinone oxidoreductase subunit V3
Exons: 3
Coding region: 22-345 (107 amino acids)
Biological process (GO): mitochondrial ATP synthesis coupled electron transport
Cellular component (GO): mitochondrion; respiratory chain complex I
Source: RefSeq, a predicted model, not a curated record
ACAAAAUACUGGGAACACGCAAUGGCGGCCUCCGUGCUUCGGUUAGGGCGACUGACUCCUCUCAAGUGUCUCCGCCUGGACAGGUUGGGGGUCCUGAGCAGCCGUCCAGCUGCCCUGUUCAGCUCUGAGCCUGGUGAACCAGUGAAAGCAGCGAAGAAAAAGACUCCAGCCAAAAAGGCUGCAGCCGCGGCGCCUCCGGAGCCCGAGGAGCCUUUCGACAACAGCACAUACAAAAAUUACCAGCAUCACAACUACAACCCCUACACAUUCGCAGACCUGGACCUAGAGAUGGCCAAGUUUCGUCUCCCCCAGCCCUCGUCUGGAAGGCCCUCGCCCAGACACUAGAGGAGCUCCCCUCGCUCAAACAUGUUCAGGCCUCACAACGAAGCCGAUUGUCUCCCACGUCUGUUAAAAUUCUCUGUUAUUACAGUACUAUAAUAAAGAAUUUAGUCUGUG